Molecule: messenger RNA, 1406 nt
Organism: Ooceraea biroi (clonal raider ant)
Lineage: Eukaryota; Metazoa; Arthropoda; Insecta; Hymenoptera; Formicidae
Gene: Rpn7
Product: regulatory particle non-ATPase 7
Biological process (GO): proteasome-mediated ubiquitin-dependent protein catabolic process
Cellular component (GO): proteasome regulatory particle
Molecular function (GO): protein binding
Source: RefSeq, a predicted model, not a curated record
AUGCCGUUAGAAAAUUUGGAAGAGGAGGGCUUGGAGAAGAAUCCGAAUUUGGAAUUGGCGCAGACUAAAUUUCUCUUGAGUCUCCCUGAACACAAAGAUGAUCCCCAGCUGAAAGCGAAACUCUUGGAUGCCAUCAAAACCGACAACAUGGCUCCAUUUUAUGAAGAUGUGUGUAAAGACCUGGAAUGGUCAGUGGAUGAAGCGCUUCUGUCAACAAUGAAGGCACACAACACGGAGCAGUUAAAGAAACUCGAUGAUGCUAUCGAGGACGCUGAGAAAAAUUUGGGCGAGAUGGAGGUUCGAGAGGCGAACCUGAAGAAAUCUGAAUAUCUGUGUCGAAUAGGUGACAAGGAAGGUGCAAUUUCGUCGUUCAGGAAAACUUACGACAAGACAGUAUCACUAGGGCACAGACUGGACAUCGUGUUUCACAAUAUCAGAAUCGGUUUGUUCUAUCUAGAUCAUGAUCAUAUCACGAGAAAUAUCGAGAAAGCUAAGAGUUUGAUAGAAGAAGGUGGCGACUGGGACAGGCGGAAUCGUUUAAAAGUUUAUCAAGGAACGUACUGCAUAGCGGUUCGCAAUUUCAAAGAAGCCGCAAACUUCUUCUUGGACACGAUCAGCACGUUUACGAGUUACGAGCUCAUGGAUUAUAAUACGUUCGUGAGGUACACGGUAUACUUGAGCAUGAUUAGCCUCCCACGCAAUGAACUGAGGGACAAAAUCAUUAAGGGAUCUGAGAUUUUGGAGGUUCUCCACAGUAAUCUGGACGUCAAGGAUUAUCUGUUCUCACUGUAUAACUGUCAUUAUGCGGAUUUCUUCAAGAAUCUUGCACACGUUGAGGGAUUGCUGCGCCGAGAUUACUUAGUGUUUCCGCAUUAUCGAUAUUACGUACGGGAGAUGCGGAUCCUCGCGUACACACAAUUACUGGAAUCCUACCGAUCGUUGACCCUUCAAUACAUGGCUGAAGCGUUUGGCGUUACAGUAGAAUACAUUGAUCAAGAAUUAUCGCGCUUUAUAGCAGCGGGUCGGUUACAUUGCAAGGUCGAUCGAGUGGGAGGCGUGGUCGAAACAAACCGGCCGGACAGCAAGAAUUGGCAGUAUCAAGCGAUGGUGAAGCAAGGAGAUCUUCUACUCAACAGAGUGCAGAAAUUAUCGCGUGUUAUUAAUAUUUAAUUGCGUAUUAAUCCGAUUUCAUCCCAGUACAGAUAAUAUAUGCUCGACUGCUCAAGUUCUGCUGUCCAUCUAUUUCAAAGUGCUCGUACAUCCCAUUUUGCAAAUUUUAUAACACAGAGCUUCAUAUUGUGUAAAAAAAUAUAUAUAUUAGUCUUACUGUAAUACAUGAAUAAAAGUUUUGUCUGAUUAUCAUUCAGAGUCAUAAUACUGAAAAAUAAAAUUGCAUUUGAUCCGUC